UUUUUUCACUUCUAUCAACUUUAUAUUCUCUAUCGUCUCUAUCUCUGCACCUCUUUCUUCUCUUUUCUCUUGUCCAUUUAAUUCUAACCUCAUAUUCUCCCAUCCCUCAACCUCUUUCUUCAACCUAUUUAUAUAAACGUCAAUAUUCUUUUAUUUACCUCUUCCCUUUCCUCUUUUUCUUUUUCUUUUUCUUUUUCUUCGUCUGCAAGUCUAAAUCACUCCUCACCUCCAGGUUUAUAUAAGCACUUGAUUCACCGACUUGGUCUCUUUUUGUUUUUCGAUUUCAAUUAUUCAUCCCUUGAUUCAAUUAUCUCAAUUCAAUUAAGUCAAUUCAAUUCUAUAUUCUUUAUCUUAUUACACUCUACUUCUCCAAUUUAAUUGUUUCAAAAUGUUUUCCUCCAAAUACAUGAUCAAAUCAACUGUUAACAACAGAUUUUUGCAAACCACCUUAAAAUCAAAAUCCUUCACCACCUCUGCUUUCUUAAGAUCUGGUGCCAUCAUGAAUGACAACAUCAGACCUGAAGCUGAUGUUGUUUUGAAGGAUAUCUCCUCUUAUAUCCACGACUACAAAAUUGACUCCAAAUUGGCCUAUGACACUGCAAGACUUUGUUUCCUUGACACCUUGGGUUGUGGUUUAGCUGCUUUAAAAUACCCAAACUGUGCUAACCUCAUUGGCCCAACUGUCCCAGGUACCGUCGUUCCAAAUGGUUCCAGAGUCCCAGGUACUCCUUACGUCUUGGACCCAAUCAGAGGUGCUUUCUCCAUUGGUGCCAUUAUUCGUUGGUUAGAUUUCAAUGACUGUUGGUUAGCCGCUGAAUGGGGUCAUCCUUCUGACAACUUGGGUGGUAUCUUAGCUGUUGCCGACUACUUGACCAGAACCUACAAGGCCACCAACGGUAAAGAAGGUAAAUUAUUCAAAGUCAAAGAUGUUCUUGAAGGUAUGAUCAAGGCCCACGAAAUCCAAGGUUGUUUGGCUUUAGAAAACUCUUACAAUGGUGUCGGUUUAGAUCACGUCUUGUUAGUCAAAGUUGCUACCACCGCUGUUGUCUCCAAAAUGUUAGGUUUAACCUACGAACAAACCAUUGAUGCUGUCUCCCACGCCUUUGUUGAUGGUCAAGCUUUAAGAACUUACAGACAUGCUCCAAACACCAUGUCCAGAAAAUCCUGGGCUGCUGGUGAUGCCUGUUACAGAGCUGUCAACUUGGCUUACCACGUCAAAAACGGUGAAACUGGUAUGCCAUCUGCCUUAACCGCCAAAACUUGGGGUUUCUACGAUGUCUUAUUCAAGGGCAAACCUUUCGAAUUCCAAAGACCUUAUGGUUCCUAUGUCAUGGAAAACGUUCUUUUCAAGAUUUCCUUCCCAGCUGAAUUCCACGCUCAAACCGCUGUCGAAGCUGCUUUAACUCUCCACAACAAAUUGAAAUCCUUAGGCAAGACCUCUGACGAUAUUGCCUCUGUUGUCAUCAAGACUCAAGACGCCGGUAUGAGAAUCAUCGACAAGAAGGGUCCAUUAUACAACUACGCUGACAGAGAUCACUGUAUCCAAUAUAUGGUUGCCAUCCCAUUGAUCCACGGCAGAUUAACCGCCGAUGACUACUCUGAUGAAAUUGCUGCCAAUCCAAAGAUCGAUGAAUUACGUUCAAAAAUGGAAUGUGUUGAAAACCAACAAUUCACUGUCGACUACCACGACCCAGCUAAGAGAUUCAUUGGUAACGCUUUAACCAUCACCCUUAAAGAUGGCACUGUCUUGGACGAAGUUGAAGUCAACUACCCAAUUGGCCACAGAAAACGUAGAGAAGAAGGUAAACCAGUCUUGUUGGCCAAAUUCGAACGUCAUGUCAAAGAACACUUCAAAGACGAUGCCAAAGUCAAACAAAUCCUUGAAAAGAGUUACGAUGCUGACUUAGACAACACCGACAUUGAUGAAUAUGUUGCCUUAUACUCAACUGCUUAAUUUUAGGCACCAACCUCAACGAAACAACAAUAUUCUUUUCUUGAUUACUCUCACUUUUUAUAUUUAAAAAUUCCUUAUUUUGUAAUGAUCUCCCUACUUAACGUUAUAUAGAUGACUUAAUUGAAUUUUAUCUUGUAUGUUUAACUCUUCUUCAAAUUUAAUUAUUGGUCUUUUUAGUCUUCUC
Messenger RNA from Ascoidea rubescens DSM 1968, 2138 nucleotides. It is a transcript of the gene PDH1, whose product is annotated as putative 2-methylcitrate dehydratase. The coding region runs from base 389 to 1954 and encodes 521 amino acids. Gene Ontology annotation, cellular component: mitochondrion. Gene Ontology annotation, molecular function: 2-methylcitrate dehydratase activity; 2 iron, 2 sulfur cluster binding. The record is from RefSeq and is a predicted model, not a curated record. The transcript has a single exon. NCBI's taxonomy places the organism in Eukaryota, Fungi, Ascomycota, Saccharomycetes, Ascoideales, Ascoideaceae.